ACAACUUUAGGCGUUAAACAAAUAAGAUAGCAAUGAUUUAUAAAACCAUAUUGUUAAUAAAUUACAUUUAAAGGUAAGAAGUAUAUUCAAUAUUACGAUUUAUGGAGGUGUGAUCCGUAAAUCUCGCUGCUUAUAUAUAAUAUACACCUUAAACGCUUGCAUUUUCCACACCAAAGCGCUUCACUUAGCUUCUUCCUCUUAUUCGUUGCUACAAACAAAAUCGGCAGUUUCAUUUCGAUCCCUCAAGAUGAGUGAAGAAACGAAAGAGGACCAGAAGCUCCAGCGUCCUGCUCCUCGUCUUAACGAGAGGAUUCUCUCAUCCUUGUCGAGACGAUCCGUAGCUGCACAUCCAUGGCAUGAUCUUGAGAUCGGUCCUGGAGCUCCACAGAUUUUCAAUGUGGUUGUUGAGAUCACAAAAGGAAGCAAGGUCAAAUAUGAACUUGACAAAAAGACAGGACUCAUCAAGGUUGAUCGCAUUCUUUACUCAUCAGUUGUUUACCCUCACAACUACGGAUUCGUUCCUCGCACAUUAUGUGAGGACAAUGACCCGAUUGAUGUGUUAGUCAUCAUGCAGGAACCUGUGCUUCCUGGUUGUUUUCUGCGUGCCCGUGCUAUUGGAUUAAUGCCUAUGAUUGACCAGGGUGAAAAAGAUGACAAGAUCAUUGCGGUUUGCGUUGAUGAUCCUGAGUACAAGCAUUACACUGACAUUAAAGAACUUCCUCCUCACCGUCUCUCCGAAAUCCGUCGCUUCUUUGAAGACUACAAGAAGAACGAGAACAAGGAAGUUGCAGUUAAUGAUUUUCUGCCUUCUGAAUCUGCUGUUGAAGCUAUCCAGUACUCAAUGGACCUUUAUGCUGAAUACAUUCUCCAUACCCUGAGACGCUGAAGCUUUUCCUCGGAACAUUUCUGCAACAUUUUGUUCCUGUUUCUUUCAAUGAUAAUAAGAAGCAUUUGAUCCUUAUUGACACUGUUCUCUGCAUUUUCUUAUGGACUUUCUUAUUUGUGAACUCAAUAAUUUUGUCUUAAAGACCCUUCUUCUUUGGGUAUUUACGUUUUUGGUUUUAA
This is a messenger RNA of Eutrema salsugineum, 1065 nucleotides long. RefSeq names its product soluble inorganic pyrophosphatase 1. NCBI's taxonomy places the organism in Eukaryota, Viridiplantae, Streptophyta, Magnoliopsida, Brassicales, Brassicaceae. Gene Ontology annotation, molecular function: inorganic diphosphate phosphatase activity; magnesium ion binding. The coding region runs from base 248 to 886 and encodes 212 amino acids. The record is from RefSeq and is a predicted model, not a curated record. The transcript is spliced from 9 exons. Gene Ontology annotation, cellular component: cytoplasm. Gene Ontology annotation, biological process: phosphate-containing compound metabolic process.